Messenger RNA from Thlaspi arvense, 2739 nucleotides. The record is from the annotation of a GenBank genome assembly. NCBI's taxonomy places the organism in Eukaryota, Viridiplantae, Streptophyta, Magnoliopsida, Brassicales, Brassicaceae.
AUGGAUUCCGCUAUUGACAUAAGUUCAGAUAGUGAUGUCGAGAUACAAGAGACUAGAACCAGGCCUCCUCUUCCUCCUCCACGCUUAGCUCAAGGCUCUCAUAGAAGGGAUCUCUCUGCGCUGAGACCUCACCAUCCACAUUUUGCCGGAAAUGGGCACAUAGGAAGUUCCAGAACUCCCAAUGGCGAUUAUGAGAAACUUUCAUCUCAACAAGGUGUUAAAAGGAUACGUACUCCAUCUGUUAGUCGACCUCCUAUGCCUUUGAGACCUGAUGGCGUUACAAGUAACGGGCAUGCGAGUCACUUUCGUGGGGAUUAUAGUAAUCCAGCUGCAGCCAACAAUGGUGGAGCACAUGAUGGGAUAGGCAUGGGGCGUGUGAUCAAUGGCGCCCGGAUCCUGCCUCCAUCGGUCGCACAUGGAACAGCUGCUUCUACUUCACAUUUUAACGGUUCAAGUGAGCCACUGCACAGGAAUGGCGUAGGUGAAGAUAGGGGUUCAGAGAAUGACGAGAGGCUCAUCUAUCAGGCUGCACUACAGAAUCUGAAUCAACCAAACUCCGAGAUCGAUUUACCUCCCGGUCUUCUCUCAGUUCCCCUUAUGAAGCAUCAGAAAAUUGCAUUGUCAUGGAUGUUUCAGAAGGAAACUAGAAGUGCGCCCUGCUUAGGAGGGAUAUUAGCUGAUGAUCAGGGCCUUGGUAAGACAGUGUCGACUAUUGCUCUUAUCCUAUUGCAAAUGCACGAGGCAAAACUAAAUUCUGAGAAUAUAAGCAAUCAAGUGUCUGAAGCACUGGAUCUGGAUGCGGAUGAUGAGUCAGGAAAUGCAUUUGAGAAACCAGAGUCUAAGGCUUCAGUUGGUAAUGGCUUGAAUGGCAUUUCAGGCAUAAAGAAAGCCAAGGAUGAAGAAGCGAGCACUUCAACACGGAGAUUCAAAGGGAAAAGACCAGCUGCUGGCACUUUAAUUGUUUGUCCUGCAAGUGUUGUGCGGCAGUGGGCAAGAGAGCUUAAUGACAAGGUCACCGAUGAAGCCAGACUUUCUGUUUUAAUCUACCACGGUGGUAACAGGACCAAAGAUCCUAUUGAGCUAGCAAAAUAUGAUGUGGUUAUGACAACUUACGCGAUUGUUUCGAAUGAAGUUCCAAAGCAACCCCUGAAGGAUGACGAUGAGAAUGAUGAGAGAAAUGGCGAAAAAUACGGUCUCGCCUCUGGCUUCUCUACCAAUAAGAAGCGCAAAGAUGAAUUGGGUGCUACUAAGAAAAGUAAGAAAAGAGGUAAAAAAAACGCUGGCGACUCUUCAUCCGAAACUGACUGUGGCACUCUAGCAAGAGUUGGGUGGUUUAGAGUUGUACUAGAUGAAGCUCAGACAAUUAAGAAUCACAGAACCCAGGUGGCAAGAGCAUGUUGCGGUCUUCGAGCCAAAAGGAGGUGGUGUUUGUCUGGAACCCCGAUACAGAAUACCAUAGAUGAUUUAUAUAGUUACUUCAGGUUUCUAAAAUAUGAUCCUUAUGCCGUGUACAAGUCAUUCCAAAACACAAUUAAGGGUCCAAUUUCCAGAAAUUCCCUACAUGGUUACAAGAAGCUUCAAGCUGUUUUAAGAGCUAUAAUGCUGCGCCGUACCAAAGUUGGUAAGAUGAUAUUUCUUUCUCUGCAGGCAUAUGCUGCUGCAGGAACUUUGAAUCAAAACUAUGCAAACAUUCUUCUCAUGCUUUUGCGAUUACGCCAAGCUUGUGACCACCCCCAACUUGUUAAAGGACAUAACUCAGAUUCAGUUGGAAAAGAAUCAGAAAAAGCGGCUAAAAGGCUUCACAGGGAGGUGAAAGUUAGCUUGCUCAAUCGCUUACAAUCAUCUCCCAUUUGCUGUGUCUGUAGCGAUCCACCAGAAGACCCUGUAGUUACUUUGUGUGGCCAUAUAUUCUGCUACCAGUGUGUAUCAGAUUAUAUAACAGGCGAUGAGAACACGUGCCCUAGCUGCAGAGAACAGCUUGCGCAUGAUGUUGUUUUCUCUGAGUCUACUCUUAGAAGAUGCGUCGCUGAUGAUAUGGGUUGUAGUUCUUCAGAUGAUAAAGUUCCUGAUAAAGCAUUUUUCCAGAAUGGGGAGUUUAGCUCAUCAAAAAUCAAAACUGUCUUAGAGAUUCUGCAGUCGCUUUCUAACCAAGGCAGUUCCAACUCAACGCAGCACGGUCGAAUCUCUUCUUCCUCGCAGCCAGAUGACGACGAUGAUGUUACCAUUGUAGAGCAGGCGACUCGGCGCUCAACUCCUUCAAACAGAGAGCCAAUCAAAACGAUUAUCUUUUCUCAGUGGACUGGUAUGCUUGACUUACUCGAGCAGUCUCUAAUUGAAAACAAUAUAGAAUUCAGAAGAUUAGAUGGUACCAUGAGUCUAUUAGCGAGAGACAGAGCUGUGAAAGAAUUCAGCAACGAUCCAGAUGUAAGAGUGAUGAUAAUGUCUUUGAAAGCUGGAAACCUUGGGCUGAAUAUGGUGGCUGCAUGUCAUGUCAUUCUUCUUGAUCUUUGGUGGAAUCCAACUACGGAAGAUCAAGCUAUUGAUCGAGCACAUCGUAUUGGACAAACUCGACCCGUUACUGUUACUCGUAUGACGAUAAAAGAUUCUGUCGAGGAUAGAAUAUUGGCUCUCCAGGAAAAGAAAAGGGAAAUGGUUGCUUCUGCCUUUGGUGAAGAUCAUGGUGGAAGCUCUGCGACUCGACUAACAGUAGAUGAUCUCAGAUAUCUAUUCGAGGUGUAG